CCCACGUGGGCACCAGGGGCUUUUGCAGGCGCACAGACUCUCAGCGCCCACGUCCAGGAAGAAGGUUCUCCAACCCGAGAGCGCACUGGGUGGAGGCACUGCGAUGUCUGGCGGAGAACAGGAACCAGGGAGGUACUAUGUGGGCGUGGACGUUGGGACGGGCAGUGUCCGUGCUGCUCUGGUGGACCAGAGCGGGGUCCUUUUGGCUUUCGCAGACCAGGCAAUUAAGCAGUGGGAGCCCCAGUUCAACCACCACGAGCAAUCCUCCGAGGACAUCUGGGCCGCGUGCUGUGCCGUCACAAAGAAAGUUGUACAAGGGAUCGAUUUAAAACAAAUUCGAGGACUUGGGUUUGAUGCCACGUGUUCUCUGGUUGUUUUGGAUAAGCAGUUUCGUCCUUUACCAGUAAACCAUGAAGGGGAUUCCCGUCGAAAUAUCAUCAUGUGGCUGGACCACCGAGCGGUCAGUCAGGUCCACAGGAUCAACGAAACCAAGCACAGCGUCCUGCAGUACGUCGGGGGGAUGAUGUCUGUGGAAAUGCAGGCCCCGAAGCUUCUGUGGCUGAAAGAGAACUUGAGAGAGACUUGCUGGGAUAAGGCGGGACAUUUCUUUGAUCUCCCAGACUUCUUAUCGUGGAAGGCAACAGGUGUCGCAGCACGGUCUCUCUGCUCCCUGGUCUGCAAAUGGACAUACUCAGCAGACAAAGGCUGGGAUGACAGUUUCUGGAAGAUGGUUGGUUUGGAAGACUUUGUUGCAGAUAAUUACAGCAAAAUAGGAAACCAAGUGCUGCCUCCUGGAGCUUCUCUCGGAAAUGGGCUCACACCAGAGGCAGCAAAAGACCUUGGCCUUCCCACAGGGACUGCGGUGGCAGCCUCACUCAUUGAUGCCCAUGCAGGAGGACUAGGAGUGAUUGGGGCAGAUGUGAGAGGGCAUGGCCUCGUCUGUGAGGGACAGCCAGUGACGUCACGGCUGGCUGUCAUCUGUGGAACAUCUUCUUGUCACAUGGGGAUCAGCAAAGACCCAAUUUUUGUGCCAGGUGUCUGGGGACCUUAUUUCUCAGCCAUGGUGCCUGGGUUCUGGCUGAAUGAAGGUGGUCAGAGCGUUACUGGAAAAUUGAUAGACCACAUGGUGCAGGGCCAUGCUGCCUUCCCUGAACUACAAGCCAAGGCCACAGCCAGAUGCCAGAAUAUAUAUGCAUAUUUGAACAGUCACCUGGAUCUGAUUAAGAAGGCCCGGCCUGUGGGUUUCCUCACUGUUGAUUUACAUGUUUGGCCAGAUUUCCAUGGCAACCGGUCUCCCUUAGCAGAUCUGACACUAAAGGGCAUGGUCACUGGAUUGAAACUGUCUCAGGACCUUGACGAUCUUGCUAUUCUCUACCUGGCCACAGUUCAAGCCAUUGCUUUCGGGACCCGCUUCAUUAUAGAGGCCAUGGAGGCUGCAGGGCACUCUAUCAGUACUCUUUUUUUGUGUGGAGGCCUGAGCAAGAAUCCCCUUUUUGUGCAAAUGCACGCGGACAUCACUGGCAUGCCUGUGGUCCUGUCGCAAGAGGUGGAAUCUGUUCUUGUGGGCGCUGCUAUUCUGGGUGCCUGUGCCUCGGGGGAUUUCACUUCUGUACAGGAGGCAAUGGCAAAAAUGAGCAAAGUGGGGAAAGUUGUGUUCCCGAGACGAGAGGAUAAAAAAUAUUAUGACAAGAAAUAUCAAGUAUUCCUGAAGCUGGUUGAACACCAGAAGGAGUAUUCAGCGAUUAUGAGUGGAGACUAAACAGGGCUUACAGGUGCUGGUGCCAGAAGGUUCUGUGUCAUCGCAUUAGGGCCCUCCGUCAUUUCAUCUUAUAUUCAAGACCCUUUAGGUAUCACUUCAUCAUUUCUAUAUUGUCUUUUAAUAAAGGAAACUGAGACAUGUGCAAUCAGAA
This is a messenger RNA of Propithecus coquereli (Coquerel's sifaka), 1910 nucleotides long. RefSeq names its product FGGY carbohydrate kinase domain containing (gene FGGY). Gene Ontology annotation, biological process: carbohydrate metabolic process. The record is from RefSeq and is a predicted model, not a curated record. The coding region runs from base 104 to 1759 and encodes 551 amino acids. The transcript has 16 exons. Gene Ontology annotation, molecular function: phosphotransferase activity, alcohol group as acceptor; kinase activity. NCBI's taxonomy places the organism in Eukaryota, Metazoa, Chordata, Mammalia, Primates, Indriidae.